This is a messenger RNA of Sphenostylis stenocarpa, 375 nucleotides long. Lineage: Eukaryota; Viridiplantae; Streptophyta; Magnoliopsida; Fabales; Fabaceae. The record is from the annotation of a GenBank genome assembly.
AUGGAUGGCUUACUCACUCUGAAUUUAAGCGCCUCACGCAGUCAGGUGGGGCUACGUUCAGGGACGCUUCCACGCCAAUGUAUGAAUUCACCUGUUAAGGAGAGGGGAGGUAUUGUCUUUCGUGGCACCAUUGAAGACCUAGAUUAUGGGUUGGUAAUUGCAACCCGUAAUUGGGUUGUGCCUGCGAUUGUGAGAGAGUGUUGGUUACAAGAAAAUGGAUUACUUGUGCCCGAAGAGAAGGGGUCCAGAAUGGAAAGUGAGAGGGAGUAUGGGCAAUGUUUCUGCACCUCGAGGCCGUUUGCUCACCGUAUUUGCCAUUGUCAUUGCCUUGUUGUCCUUCUCCCAUUACAAAGACUACAAGGCUCAGCUCCAUAG